AUGACUCAAAACGGCUCCGUCUUAUCAGAAGCUUGGGGAGUGCCUGUCUACCGAUUCCUUGAGAAUACAAGUCUCUUUGGAAGUGUGAAGCGAAACGCUGUUGAAAUCAUCAGUCCUCCAUUUUAUCUGCUAGAUUAUUUUUUUCUUUUUCAGAUUAAGGGCCCAUAUUGGCCAGUGCCAUUAGGGAGAAGAGAUGGAAGAGUAUCAAUAGCAUCUGAGAGUUUUACACUACCUGCUCCUUUUGCCAACAUUACUCAACUCAAAGCGCAAUUUCUCUCCAAGGGUCUCAGCGUUAAUGACCUGGCUGUUCUUUCAGGAGGACACACCGUCGGGAUUUCACACUGCUCUACCAUUGCGACCAGGUUGUACAAUUUUACAGGCAAAGGCGACACUGACCCAUCCCUAGACCCGAGGUAUGUACCUCAAUUGAAAAGAAUAUGCUUUCCAACCGACAAAACCACACUCCUUGCAAUGGAUCCAGGGAGUUCAAAAUCAUUCGAUGAGGAUUACUACAAUGUUGUCUUGAAAAGGAGAGGUUUGUUUCAGUCCAAUGCCGCACUUCUAAAUGAUAAAACAACAUAUGCUUAUGUUAAGCUUCAAGCUAAGUCUCAUGGAUACAUAUUCUUUAAAGAUUUUCAAGCAUCCAUGGUGAAAAUGGGACAAAUUGGUGUUUUAACCGGCAAGGCCGGUGAAAUCAGAAGACAUUGCGCUCUAAUAAACUAAAUGAGUUGAAUUAAUUAUGUUUUUCCCUCAAAACUAACUAAAUUGAAGAGUGAUUUGAUUUUAAUAAGAGAUAUCAAGGUAAGUCG
Molecule: messenger RNA, 809 nt
Organism: Lactuca sativa (garden lettuce)
Lineage: Eukaryota; Viridiplantae; Streptophyta; Magnoliopsida; Asterales; Asteraceae
Source: RefSeq, a predicted model, not a curated record